Messenger RNA from Dentiscutata heterogama, 263 nucleotides. The record is from the annotation of a GenBank genome assembly. NCBI's taxonomy places the organism in Eukaryota, Fungi, Glomeromycota, Glomeromycetes, Diversisporales, Gigasporaceae.
AACCUGAAAACAUGAGUAAACCUCAAUGGAUGACAAGGAACCAAAUGAACCAUCAAAUAUGGACACCAUCCAUUCAAUAUUAUAAAGACCAACUCUUUGACGAGUAUAUACCACAAUAUCUCGAAGAAUGGACCAAUUGUGGAAAGAUCACCAACAAUCUAUUCCAACAACAAUUUCCAAAUAAAGAAAUUCCAAAUGAAUACAAAACACCAUAUGACAGUGACAAACAAGAGAUUACGGCAGAAAAGCCUAAUCACCUGUGA